AUGCUCACGGGUUUCAUUGGCCAAGAACUCACCGGGACACCCUCCUCAGGGUCUCCGUCUCCCACCACCACGGCUCCGCAACAGCCACCACCAGCGCACACUGCAAACACCCAAUCCGAUCUUCCCUCGUCGACAACCUACAUCCCGCUCCAGAGAAUCGUCAGCGAGGUCGACGCCGUCCACAACACGCUCCUCGUGGGGCUACUCAUUGCGUUCGUCGCCGCGAGCGUGGCGCUCGGCUGCCUGACGAUAUACUGCAUCCGGCGGCGCGCGCAGAAGAAGCUCCAGCGGACCUACCAGGCGGAGCUGCGCGGCAUUCAGAAGAAAGACGACGACGAGAGGGCCGCGAGCGGGGCAUGA
Messenger RNA from Akanthomyces muscarius, 360 nucleotides. RefSeq lists its product as uncharacterized. NCBI's taxonomy places the organism in Eukaryota, Fungi, Ascomycota, Sordariomycetes, Hypocreales, Cordycipitaceae. The transcript has a single exon. Bases 1 to 360 code for a protein of 119 amino acids. The record is from RefSeq and is a predicted model, not a curated record.